AUGACAAUCCCCGUUUCGCUCAACACCAACGAGAAAUCGCAGGAUUUUGUGGAAUCUGAUGUGAUUCAAGUGAUUUCCGGGACGAACAUACGUCGUCUGGUCUACACGUCCUACAUAAUAGCUGUUGUUACUUCUACUCUUAUACUGUACCUAUUCCCGAGCACUGUUUUAAUUUGCGGAUUUGUGGGAUUGAUGGUCCUCCUGAUUGGUUCACUUUACCCGCUCGUGAAUUUCGUGAUCAAAGCAGAAGACCACGAUUUGAUCUGGGAUGGUGACGGCUUGCACUGGUUGCAAAAAACUGAGGUCACCUCCCUAGAGUACGGUAAUUACGGCAACGAUAUUGAUCAGUCCUUUAAAGUUGUGCCUACGACCUCGAACUACUAUCUUAGCUACGCCUUCAUUUAG
Molecule: messenger RNA, 405 nt
Organism: Necator americanus (New World hookworm)
Lineage: Eukaryota; Metazoa; Nematoda; Chromadorea; Rhabditida; Ancylostomatidae
Exons: 1
Coding region: 1-405 (134 amino acids)
Source: RefSeq, a predicted model, not a curated record